Didymodactylos carnosus is the source of this 279-nucleotide messenger RNA. The record is from the annotation of a GenBank genome assembly. Lineage: Eukaryota; Metazoa; Rotifera; Eurotatoria; Philodinida; Philodinidae.
AUGGUUGCGAAUCUGACCCCACGAUGGACUCGCAUCCGUUGUGGACAAAAGCUAGCGUAUUUCGAUCCAUUUUCCUCUGUUUCUAGUGCACAAAAACCUGAAGGAGUUGACGAUACAUUUAGAAAUAUUUUACAGGAAUUACCGAAGCCUGAAUUAAAAGAAGGGCAUAAUUCAUCUUCUCAUUCUAUUACAGACAAAAAAUUAGAUGCUUAUAUUGAUAAGAUCAGAAAGAAGCUUCAACAACAAGAUCCAUCGUAUUCAUUCAUUCAAAAUUCGUAA